AUGGCAGCGUAUGUAGUUGCUCGGCGCCGGUCACUUGGGUGGAUCACUUCACAACUUGGCGAGCCAUCUCCAUCAGUGGUCCGUUGUGCUACUCUAUGGAGAUCGUAUUCAACUUCCUUCAGGGAAGAGCGAGACACUUUUGGACCUAUUCAAGUUCCAUCUGAUAAAUUGUGGGGUGCACAAACUCAGAGAUCAUUGCAGAAUUUCGAUAUUGGUGGUGAGCGAGAGAGAAUGCCAGAGCCAAUAGUUCGUGCUUUUGGCAUCCUGAAGAAAUGUGCUGCAAAGGUGAACAUGGAGUAUGGCCUUGAUCCAGCAAUUGGUAAGGCCAUCAUGCAAGCUGCCCAAGAAGUCGCUGAGGGAAAGCUAAAUGAUCAUUUUCCUCUUGUUGUGUGGCAAACUGGCAGUGGGACUCAAAGUAACAUGAAUGCUAAUGAGGUUAUUGCCAAUCGAGCUGCUGAGAUCCUUGGCCAUAAGCGUGGUGAAAAGUAUGUGCACCCAAAUGACCACGUCAAUAGAGCUCAAUCUUCUAAUGACACUUUUCCAACGGUGAUGCAUAUUGCUGCCGGAAUGGAGAUAAACUCGAGAUUAAUUCCGAAAUUGAAUACUUUGCACUCAACCCUUCAUUCAAAGUCUAUUGAAUUUAAGGAUAUUGUUAAAAUUGGCCGUACUCAUACUCAAGAUGCUACACCUCUGACACUUGGCCAAGAGUUUAGCGGCUAUACCACUCAAGUGAAGUAUGGAAUUGAUCGCGUCUCCUGCACUCUGCCUCAUAUAUAUCAGCUAGCACAAGGGGGAACAGCAGUGGGGACUGGAUUGAACACUAAGAAAGGGUUUGACGUGAAGAUUGCCAGAGCAGUAGCCGAGGAGACAAACCUACCAUUUGUCACUGCAGAAAACAAGUUUGAAGCUCUGGCUGCACAUGAUGCCUUUGUUGAAUGUAGUGGAGCUCUGAAUACAAUCGCUACUUCUUUGAUGAAGAUUGCCAAUGACAUAAGAUUGUUAGGAAGUGGUCCAAGAUGUGGUCUGGGUGAGCUCAUUCUUCCAGAAAAUGAGCCUGGCAGCAGCAUUAUGCCGGGGAAGGUUAAUCCCACUCAGUGUGAGGCACUUACGAUGGUCUGUGCUCAGGUUAUGGGAAAUAAUGUGGCCAUCACCGUGGGUGGAUCAAAUGGUCACUUUGAAUUAAAUGUAUUCAAGCCAAUGAUUGCAAGUUGCCUCCUACAUUCUGCAAGACUACUUGGGGACGCAUCUGCUUCUUUCGAAAAGAACUGUGUGAGGGGAAUUCAAGCAAAUAAGGAGCGUAUCUCAAAGUUGUUGCACGAGUCACUAAUGCUGGUUACAUCAUUGAAUCCUAAAAUUGGUUACGACAAUGCUGCUGCAGUCGCCAAGCUUGCCCACAAGGAAGGAAGCACCCUCAAGGAAGCGGCUCUGAAACUCGGAGUCCUGACAAGCGAGGAGUUUGAUACCCUUGUGGUACCUGAGAAAAUGAUUGGACCUACUGACUGA
This is a messenger RNA of Linum trigynum, 1503 nucleotides long. The record is from the annotation of a GenBank genome assembly. NCBI's taxonomy places the organism in Eukaryota, Viridiplantae, Streptophyta, Magnoliopsida, Malpighiales, Linaceae.